AUGGAAAGUCUGAAGAGCCUUCAUUUUAGCCCCGAAACUCCUUUCGGUUUACCACUGUAUCCUAUAUUCGAAAAGGUUUAUGAAGCCGUCUUAGGUCAAAAGGCUUCUGACUUUCACUAUACAUCUAAUGUGACUCCACUGUCUACAGUUCAAGAAGUCACUACCACCUGCAUUACUUAUUUCAUUGUCAUCUUUGGUGGUCAGUUCCUGAUGAAGAACUUUCCUGCUUUCAAGUUGAAGUUUUUUUUCAUGGUUCACAAUGUCUUAUUGACCUUGGUCUCUGGUGCACUUUUAGUAUUAAUGGUUGAGAAGAUCCUUCCUAUCAUUUAUCACAAAGGAUUCUUGGCUGCCAUUUGUGAUCAAUCAUCUUGGACACAACCCUUAGAAUUGCUUUAUUACCUCAACUAUCUUGUCAAGUAUUGGGAGUUGAUUGAUACUAUCUUUUUGGUCUUGAAGAAGAAGAAGUUGGAAUUCCUUCAUUAUUAUCAUCACUCUUUAACCAUGGUCCUUUGCUACACUCAGCUCAACGGCAAAACCUCUGUGUCAUGGGUACCUAUCGUCCUUAAUUUGACAGUACACGUCUUUAUGUAUUACUACUACUUCCGUACAGCUGCUGGCGCCAAGAUCUGGUGGAAGAGAUACUUGACCACCAUGCAAAUCACUCAAUUCAUCAUCGAUCUCUUCGUUGUUUACUUUUGUACUUACACCUAUUUCGCUUACACUUACUGGCCUCACUUGCCAAACAAGGGAAGUUGCGCUGGUACUGAAACCUCUGCUCUCUUUGGUUGUGCUCUCCUCAGUUCAUACUUGUUGCUCUUUAUCAACUUUUAUAGAAUGACAUACCAAGCCAAGAAGGCAGCAGCUCGUCAAGCCAAAGAAAAUAAUAAUAGAACCAAGCCUAAGAAAAUUUAA
Molecule: messenger RNA, 912 nt
Organism: Rhizopus microsporus ATCC 52813
Lineage: Eukaryota; Fungi; Mucoromycota; Mucoromycetes; Mucorales; Rhizopodaceae
Product: fatty acid elongase
Exons: 4
Coding region: 1-912 (303 amino acids)
Biological process (GO): fatty acid elongation, monounsaturated fatty acid; sphingolipid biosynthetic process; very long-chain fatty acid biosynthetic process
Cellular component (GO): endoplasmic reticulum membrane
Molecular function (GO): fatty acid elongase activity
Source: RefSeq, a predicted model, not a curated record